GACGGUUUUUAGCGUCACGCUCUUAAAAGGCUCCAGUUUCAUUGCUUUGCUUACAGUCUCUUUCCCCUUCAUUUACUGGCACGCAUUCGACAAAAAUGCGUUUCUCGUCCGUCGUUAAGGCUGCCUCAGCCGUUGCAUUCGCAACCCUAGUCGCUGCUGAGGGCGACUCAGAUGUUCUUAGCCUCACCGCCAGCACCUUUGAGUCAACAGUCAACCCAGAGUCCUUGAUUCUUGUCGAGUUCUUUGCCCCUUGGUGUGGACACUGCAAAGCUCUUGCUCCUCAUUACGAAGAGGCUGCUACCACUCUCAAGGAGAAAAACAUCAAACUUGCCAAGGUGGACUGUGUGGAACAAGCUGAUUUAUGUCAGUCGCAUGGUGUUCAGGGCUACCCCACUCUCAAGGUUUUCCACGAUGGCGAACCUUCCGAUUACACUGGCCCAAGGAAAGCAGACGGCAUCAUCAGCUACAUGAUCAAACAAUCUCUACCUGCCGUAUCUGAGGUCACUGUCGCAAAUCUCGAAGAAUUCCAAAAGGCUGACAAGAUUGUCGUGCUUGCUUACCUGCCCACCCCUACCAGCUCGCCUGCACCUGAAUUCAGCGCAGCAGCCAACAAACACCGAGACUCAUACCUCUUCGGUCUGACCUCGGACCCUGAGGCUAUCGCUGCCGCUGGCGUUACUCCUCCCGCCAUUGUCGUUUACCGUGCCUUCGACGAUCCCUCUGUUGAAUACCCUUACCCCGUUCCUUCAGCUACGGUGAAGGACAUUGAGGAAUGGGUUCAAGAUCUUUCCAUCCCUAUCAUUGACGAGGUUAACGGAGAGAACUUCUCUAUUUAUGCUCAAAGCGGAAAGCCUUUGGCUUAUCUCUUCUUGGACCCCACUGAGGAGAAACGCGACGAUUACAUUGAAUCCAUCAGGCCAAUUGCCACCAAAUUCAAAGGCAAGGUUAAUUUCGUCUGGAUAGACGCUAUCAAAUUCGGUGACCAUGCCAAGUCCUUGAACCUGGCUGAGGCCAAAUGGCCCAGCUUCGUUGUUCAAGACCUGGAACACCAGUUGAAAUAUCCCUACGACCAGUCCUUGACCGUCGAACCCGAAGCUGUGUCCGAAUUGGUGGAGCAGUUCCUGGCCGGAAAGUUGGAGCCCCAAUUGAAGAGCCAAGCCAUCCCUGAAACCCAGGACGAGAGUGUUUACACCGUUGUUGGAAAGAACUUCGAUGAAGUUGUAUACGAUGAUUCGAAGGAUGUUUUCCUUGAACUUUACGCGACUUGGUGUGGCCACUGCAAACGCUUGAAACCCACUUGGGAUUCCCUUGGCGAUCACUUUGCUGGAGUCAAAGAUCGCCUUGUCAUUGCCAAGAUCGAUGCACCAGAGAACGACUUGCCUCCUUCAGUCCCCUUCAGAGUCUCUAGCUUCCCUACCCUGAAGUUCAAGCCUGCUGGAUCUCGUGAAUUCCUUGACUACAAUGGUGACCGCUCGUUGGAGAGCCUCAUUGCAUACGUUGAAGAGAGUGCCAAGAACAGCCUCGAACCCAAGGUUGUUGUGGAGGGCGAGAACGAUACCCAAGUUGUAUUCGAGGCGCACGAUGAGUUGUGAUGAGAUAACAUUAUUGGAUAUUGGCAACGCUAAAAUGAUUGCUAUUGGAAUGUCUACGUUACUUAGCCGCGCUGUUUCUUGUAGUAAAUCAAUUAAUGCUAUGUAUACGUACGAUCGACUCUUGGACUCUUGGGCACUGAAUCCUCCAUGAGAAUGGGGAAUUUUGACAUAUUGCAUGGUCCUCGAUAUCAACAACCUCCUCGAUAAGUCGACAUCAUCUGUAUGUAUAACGCGAUGCGAUGAAUUCUAAAACUCUCGUGUCACUUCAAAAAAGAAUUGAUAACUACUAAUAAGACAAUCCAUCCUAAAUGAGAAAAUCCCUGACAAUAAUCUGCAUGAUAUCAAAGUUUAACUUCUUUCAAACCAUCCUUCCAAAAGGUGAAAUAGGGAGUGACACCAUCCUCCCUGUAGUUGAGUAGAGCAACCAUACCAUCGGGGUUCAUGUUCUCGCCGGUGUAAAACUCAAAAUCUUUGAAGUUUCCAACAACUUUCUUGGCAUAGGCACCUGCUCCUUUCUCGAAGGCCUCAACCCGGUCUGCGGGAAGUUUGCCUUUCACAGCUUUCAUAUAUCCCUUAAGGUAGGUAAGGUAGCUUUUUUUGUCAAAUGAGGUCGGCUGGAGCCUGAAGGAGUGGGCGACGUUGUUAACUUUCUCUUCACCCGCUUCGAGGGCCUCUUCCUGUUCUUCAGCAGAAGGGUUGGCGCCGAUAUCCACAUCUCCUUCCUUGACUGUAAUCAUAGCACAAUUGACUUCAUAAACAAUGUCAUCAAUGAGUUUGAGAGGAAAGGCAUCGGAGAACAUCUCGUCCCCUGUGAGCAAGUCUUCAUACAACAACAUUUUUAAAGUAUGCAACAAGAAAAGAUGGGAAGGAAAUAAGAAUCAGCUGUACACGGCAGAGGUCAAGGAUCUGAAGGAAAGAGGAAACCUGGG
Molecule: messenger RNA, 2521 nt
Organism: Serpula lacrymans var. lacrymans S7.9
Lineage: Eukaryota; Fungi; Basidiomycota; Agaricomycetes; Boletales; Serpulaceae
Exons: 12
Coding region: 96-1592 (498 amino acids)
Biological process (GO): protein folding; response to endoplasmic reticulum stress
Cellular component (GO): endoplasmic reticulum
Molecular function (GO): protein disulfide isomerase activity
Source: RefSeq, a predicted model, not a curated record